Molecule: messenger RNA, 2804 nt
Organism: Bufo gargarizans (Asiatic toad)
Lineage: Eukaryota; Metazoa; Chordata; Amphibia; Anura; Bufonidae
Gene: CFAP91
Product: cilia and flagella associated protein 91
Exons: 17
Coding region: 765-2804 (679 amino acids)
Source: RefSeq, a predicted model, not a curated record
UGGAUGUUUAUAUCUGAGGGCAAAAUCAGCAGCAGAAAUUAGAAUGUAAGCUCUUGGAUUGAGUGAAACAGGUGGCUACCGGCAGCUGCAUGGCAUAUGCCACCGCGGCACAGAAAGCGAACGAUUCACCUGAUACCGCCACUGCGCGGCCGACGACAGACGGAAACAGAGACUUUUCAUCGGCCGCCCUGGACACCAUGGCAGCCGCCUCCUGGGGAGCACUAACUUUUGCAAACCAUUAAGGAGAUCAUUCGGCAGUGAUCCCAUCACAAGACUGGCGAAACGCAAAACAGGGUUAGACUGGCACAACAUCGCCCGCAGAUGCCACAUGGAGAAGGCGGAGACCGGAGAUGGCAGCGAUGGCGGGCACAGGGUCCGGUGUGCGGUACAACUGUAAGGGUGCGGUGAUGAUACAAGAUUAAUGGCGCUGCCGGACCAUGAGCAGGAAUCAUUGGCGCAGGCGGUGAAGGCUCAGUACGCGGGCGGACACUCACCUGACGUGGGGCACAUGGUGGUCUCCGGAGCAGCGGGCGCGGAUGUAUCACUGCCGCCAGCGCCGCCUCGGGUUUAUUUACACUGAGCGAUAAAUAAUUCACGGGGCCCCCGAGGGACACAGCAGAGAGCGAGGCGGGGGCAGGUGCCUGGUGAGAGGGCGGCAGCCAGAUCCGUUGUACACGGUAUCCAGUGAGAAGGACCAUGCUCAGACCGCGCUCAGAGCGCACGUGUCACAUGACCGGGUGGAAAAAGUUCCAGAGUUCCCCACAAUGUUCAGUGACUUGGUGCAUCAGCCGCCCUUCACCCUGCGCCUGCAGCUCAGAGACCCCGUCCCCCAAUUCAUCAAUCGACAGUGGAGGGGACGGGAGGAGCAGAGACUGAACGCCCUGCGCCGGCUGAAUGUAUCCCAGGCGUUGUCGUCCUUCUCCGACGCUGAUAACGGAGACGUCUCUGGUAGGAACAGAUACAAGUUUUUUGAAAGGCCGCUCAUCCCCUUUGCUCAGCAGACUGCGCCCAACGUGCUCCUGGCGGACUACAGCAGGGCGGAGGACACCCCUCGGCCGCAGAGGGCGGUCACACCCCUGGUGCGCACAGUGGGCGUCCAGACGGACUUCCGGGACAGCGAGGCGCAGACCGACCCCUACAGUCCAGAGUUUGUGGUGCAGCCGGGGUCGGUGCCGGAGGUCCUGAUGCUGGCGAACCUCACAUGGGGACGCGGGCUCCCGGCUGGACUGGCCGAGGUGGAGAUGAUUGAGCGGGCGCGGGAGAAGCGAGCCUGGGAGGCCACCCUGCCCCCACUGAGCGACUCCUCCCAGCUGGAGAAGAGGAGGAAGAUGAUGGACGAGCAGGAGAGGAAGGAGUGGGCCUUCAGGGAGCAGGAGAUUGAGAAGUUACAGGCGGCGCGGCUGGAGGUGCUCAGGAAACUUCUCCAGAAACGGAAGGAAACCCAGAAGGAAAUGGACACGAAGAGACUGGACGCCAAGUGGACGAAACUGCAGCGAGACAAGGAGGAGCUCGCGGAGCGUAUCCGGAAAGAGCACGUCAGAGCCAUCAGGAAGUUGUCCCAGCAGAUGGGGAACAUAGAGAAGAAGCUGGAGAGACGUGAUGUGAUCGGGGACUACACGGACUACUCCUCCCAGGCGUACGCUCCGCUCUCUCGCAUCGGUUACUUUCCGGACAAACUUUCGCAGCAGUUUAUGGUGAAGAGCCCCUUCCUGAACUCCUACCAAGGGUUGCUGGACCUGGAGGAGAAUCUCCCCGACUUUGUAACCCAGCCACGCAUCCGCGCCCCAAAACCCAGAAGCACCACCAAGGAUGGAUUCCUGAGACGCCAGGCCCUGCUGGAGCGCCAAAUGCAGCAUGUCCAUGAGGCUCUGCUGGAAAAGAAGAACAAAUCACAGCAAGCAGAAAAGCCCCUGCGCUUCCUGCAGAAGAUAGAGAAGCCGGCCCCCCGUCCUGCCACCCCCAGAGUGCCAGAGCCCCCUGAGGGCGACGAGGAGAAGGAACUGGCUGUGAUCUUCUUACAGAAGCUGAUACGAGGACGCGCGGUGCAGAACAUGAUAUUUGAAGGGAAGGAGAAGCAUCUGGAGCUGAUCCGGGAGCUGCGCACGACCCACGCCCUGCAGGAGGAGGGGCAGCUGCUGAAGAAGGAGGAGAAGGAGGCAACACUCGCCCUUCAGAGACAGCGGGAGCUCAGCGAGCACAAGUGCUCUGCAGAAGAGGAGCAGCUGUCACGGCUGGAGGGAGAGGUGCUCUCAGACAUGUUUGACUUCCUCUCCAAGGAGCUGGUCAGGCUCCAGGAAGAGCGCAGGAUUCAUGCCUUUGCUAUGCUUGCUGAGCGCCAUCGACGCAUCCGAGAAGCAGAAGAGAGUGGGCGGAGACAGGUGGAGGAGCGGCGGAGGCGGGAAGAGGAUGAAAUCUUCAGACAGGUUGUUAACAUUCAUCAGAGUACUUUGGACUCAUACCUGGAAGACGUCAUCCUCAGCACUGCCGUCCACACUGCAGAAGAUCAGGCCAGAGAGGAGAUCCAGAGGAAAGCACAGGAGAUCAAUGACAUUGCUUAUCAGAUGGAGACCAGCCGCACCCGUCUUCAGUCGGAGGAGAUUGUGGCAGAGCUGGUUUACAGUUUCCUUAUUCCUGAGAUCCAGAAGAAGAGCGUCAGAGAGAGAGUGAGGAGCUCUCAGCGGAGACAUCUCCAGGCCGCACACCGCGUGAUCCACAGAGAUACCGAGACUCUACUGAGUGAGACUGCUGCCCCCGAACAACUCCCGGCUGAGAGGAACAGCAGAGUCGGAGAGAGCGACUCAUGA